UUGGGAGGAAGCCGCCCUCCGAUUGGAUGUAAAUAGGAAGGCGGCGUCCUGCGCGCGGUUGGUACGGUCUGCGGGGACCUGGGCCCCCGCGGCCGAAGCUUGAGUUUCCCGGGCCGCGAGCGCGGGGCCCGCCGGGAAGGCACCGGGACGGUUGUCCGCUAGGCCCGCAGAGGCCGCGGCCGCGCUUCAACAUGCAGAGCACGGAGCUGGGCAACAAGGAGAGCGGCAAGAUAUGGCACCGCAAGCCGUGCCCGGCCACUCGGGACGGAAUUAUAGUGAACAUCGUUCACAGCACUUCUGAUUACCUUCCCAAAGUUUUGCGAUUUUUGAAUGUGGCUUUUGAUAGCUCAGGUGAUUGCUUAAUUGCUGGGGACCAUCAAGGAAAUAUCUACGUUUUUGACUUGAAUGGAAACAGGUUUAAUCUUGUUCAGCGAACAGCACAAGCUUGCACAGCUCUGGCCUUUAAUCUUCAUAGGAAGUCUGAAUUCCUUGUGGCAUUAGCUGAUUAUUCUAUUAAAUGUUUCGAUACAGUUACCAAGGAGCUAGUUAGCUGGAUGAGAGGACAUGAAUCGUCAGUAUUUUCGAUCUCUGUGCAUGCGUCAGGGAGAUACGCCAUCACUACUUCUUCUGAUACAGCACAGCUAUGGGACUUGGAUACCUUUCAGAGGAAAAGAAAGCUGAAUGUUCUCCAGUCUGUGGGUAUACAAAAGGUUUUCUUUCUACCAUUAAGUAAUACCAUCCUCAGCUGUUUUAAAGAUAAUUCCAUCUUUGCCUGGGAAUGUGAUACUCUUUUUUGCAAAUAUCAAUUGCCAGCUCCACCGGAAAGCUCUAGUAUAUUAUACAAAGUGUUUGCUAUGACCAGAGAUGGUCGAAUGCUGGCUGCUGGAGGCAAAUCAAACCAUCUUCAUUUGUGGUGCUUGGAAGCUAAACAGCUAUUUAGAAUUAUCCAGAUGCCUACUAAAGUUCGAGCCAUUCGCCAACUAGAAUUUCUUCCUGAUAGUUUUGAUGCUGGUUCUAAUCAGGUUCUUGGAGUGCUAAGUCAAGAUGGUAUUAUGAGGUUUGUCAAUAUACAGACUUGUAAACUUCUCUUUGAAGUUGGGAGCCUUGAUGAAGGAAUUAGCUCAUCAGCGAUUAGCCCACAUGGACGGUACAUUGCAUCUAUUAUGGAAAAUGGAAGUCUGAACAUAUAUUCAGUUCAGGCUUUAACGCAAGAAAUAAAUAAGCCACCUCCUCCUUUAGUGAAAGUGAUUGAAGAUGUGCCUAAGAGUAAAUUGAAUGCUGGUGAUCUUAAGAUGAAAGUAACAUCAGGAAGAGUACAGCGGCCGGCAAAAGCAAGGGAAAGCAAAAUACAGACUAGAAUAUUGAAACAAGACCUGACUGGUCAUUGUGAAAAUAAAGAGAAUGAGUUGGCAGAUGGAUUAAACAAAAAGCGUUUACAAAUCUUGUUAAAAGACUAUGGUGAAUAUCCAACGAAAUAUAGAAUGUUCAUUUGGCGCUCUCUGCUACAACUGCCUGAAAAUCAUACUGCAUUUAGUAACCUAAUAGAUAAGGGUAUUCAUGCGGCGUUUCUCAACCUUCAGAAGAAAUACCCCAUCAAAAGUAGGAAGCUACUCAGAAUAUUACAGAGAACCUUGUCUGCGUUGGCUCACUGGUCUGCCAUCUUUAGCGAGACACCAUAUCUUCCCCUCUUGGCAUUUCCAUUUGUAAAAUUAUUCCAGAACAACCAACUCAUCUGUUUUGAAGUUGUUGCUACUCUCAUAAUCAAUUGGUGUCAACACUGGUUUGAAUAUUUUCCUAAUCCUCCUAUCAAUAUUCUUAGUAUGAUAGAAAAUGUUUUGGCAUUUCACGACAAGAAACUGCUGCAGCACUUCAUAGAUCAUGACAUAACUUCCCAGCUAUACGCGUGGCCUCUUCUUGAAACGGUGUUCUCAGAAGUACUAACCAGAGAGGAGUGGCUGAAAUUAUUUGAUAAUGUCUUUUCUAACCAUCCUUCGUUCCUCCUGAUGACUGUUGUAGCCUACAACAUAUGUUCCAGGGCUCCUUUGCUCAACUGUAAUCUUAAAGAUGAUUUCGAGUAUUUUUUCCACCAUCGGAAUAACCUGGAUAUCAGUGUUGUAAUUCGAGAAGUUUAUCAUCUCAUGGAUACCACGCCUGCUGAUAUUCAUCCAGACCGCAUGCUUGAUGUUUUUGUGUCACUGACAAAAGGGCAAUAUCCAGUAUUUAAUCAGUAUCCAAAGUUCAUCGUGGACUAUCAGACGCAGGAACGAGAAAGAAUAAGGAGUGAUGAAUUGGAUUACCUAAGAGAGAGGCAGACGGUUGAAGACAUGCAAGUUGAAGUAGACCAACAAAGGGCUGAAGAUGAAGCUUGGUACCAAAAACAAGAACUUCUUCGUAAAGCUGAAGAAACAAGGAGAGAAAUGCUCUUGCAAGAGGAGGAGAAGAUGAUACAACAAAGACAGAAACUAGCUGCUGUGAAAAGAGAGCUGAAAGUAAAAGAAAUCCACUUACAAGACGCUGCAAGAAGGCGUUUUCUGAAGCUUCAGCAAGAUCAGCGUGAAAUGGAACUAAGAAGACUAGAUGAUGAAAUUGAGAGAAAGGUACAUAUGAGAGAUCGAGAAAUUGCUACCACAGCCGAAGACCUAGAAAUGAGACGUCUGGAACUCGAAUCACAAAAAAGACUUUAUGAGAAGAAUCUUACUAGAAAUCAAGAAGCUGUUGCAAAAGAAAUGAGAGAAGAUGCAGAUGCCUAUAGACGAAAAGUGGAUCUUGAAGAACACAUGUUUCAUAAACUGAUAGAAACAGAUCAAACUCAGAUCCGAAACACUCAGAAGUUAAUUGAAGAAAAUUUGGCAAAAGCUGAACAAGCAUGUCUAAAUACUGACUGGCGAAUUCAAGCUUUACAUAAACAAAGAAGCAGUGAUCUACAACGAAGUGAACAUUACCAGGAAAUGGCCAAACUCCUUCAGAAAAACAGAAGGAAAGAAAUAGAAGUAUUAAAUGCAAUGAGCGAGGAGGAAGCUAAAAAGUGGAAGGAAGCUGAAGAAAAAGACUUCCAUUUGAAAUCAGAAAGGAAAGCUUCUGCCCUUUCAGAUGCAUCUAGAAAGUGGUUUCUAGAGAAGGAGAUAAAUGAUGCUGUAGAACAUGCUGAGCAUCCAUGUAAUGAAGUAGUGCCCAGAUGCCAAAAUGAACAGGUCGCCUCAAGCUGUUUGCCUGGAACCUCACAAUUAAGUGACAUUUGUGAAGUGGAUUCCUCAGCACGGAUUUCUUUAAAUCAAAGAAAAAUCCAGUGGGACACCAUGGAACGGGAUCUGAUGGAGAGAGUGAGAAAUCUUCGCCAGAGACUCACCGCCCAGGCUCGACACAGGUGUCAGACGCCUCAUCUUUUGGCUACAUAGGAGGCUUGUCCCCUCGAGAUAGUCAAAGAGAGAGAACUAUUUUGCAAUCAAUGACACUGAUUUUUAGAUUAUUUAUUUUAAAUUCCUAUAGAGAUCAACCUUUUGUAUAGAAAAAUGUGUGUAUAAAAAUUAUGUGUUCUAUUUAAUUCUGAUGCUUUUUGGCUUAUAAAUGGCUCCUUGUACUUUUCACAAUAAAAAAAUGUUUGCAG
Molecule: messenger RNA, 3604 nt
Organism: Ceratotherium simum simum (southern white rhinoceros)
Lineage: Eukaryota; Metazoa; Chordata; Mammalia; Perissodactyla; Rhinocerotidae
Gene: TBC1D31
Product: TBC1 domain family member 31
Biological process (GO): cilium assembly
Cellular component (GO): ciliary basal body
Molecular function (GO): protein binding
Source: RefSeq, a predicted model, not a curated record